AUGGAUCUUCGAGGCAUGCUGAACGAUAAUGUCCCACCAGCGAACCCCCCGACUCUGCCGCCGCAGUUGCAGCAGCCAACGCAACGGCCGUCGCAACAGCCCACGCUCCCGUCGACUCCGGUACAAGCGAAGCCGCCGCAGUCGUUUCGCGACUACAGCCAGACCCAACUCUCACCCGGUCUACACGCGUCGCACGACUAUGGAGCGCACCAUGCGCCAUCUGGCUCAUUUGCAUCACCGUCGCAAUAUCAGGCUCCGCACUCGAUCUCCUACGCGAGCCGACCGCCGCCGCAACUCCAACAGGCCUCAUCCAGCGAUCUCCGGUCGCCGAGUCUUGGUUCCGGGUCGGCAGCCUCCCCAUACCGGCAGACUCCGUCCGCCUCGAUGAACAGCGCCUCCGGUUAUUCCUUCCCAUCGCAGCACAACCCCACAAGCCCCGUGCAACGACACCAAUAUCCGCCGACCGGCGCCUAUCACCGAGACAGUUACCCCCAGUCCGCGGCGUCGGCGGGUAUGACAGGCCCGCCGAACGCCAGCCCGUACGUGCAAGGGUCUCACAUUCCUCAGACUCCACCGGUUGCGACUCCAGGCACCGGACAUUCUUAUCUUCACCGGACUCAAUCGAUGCAAUCCACGCCCACGCCGGCUUCGGCGCACAGCCAAUCUGCGCAAUAUGGCGCGCCUUUCGCGCAAGGAAGUCCUGUGGCAGCGCCGCGUCCUCUGCAACAACCAGAACCGUAUCAACGCCAAUCCUCGCAACCGCCAACUCCCGGAGGAGCGGGCCCGCUGUCCGCGCGCCCAGCGCAAGUCAGCGGUUACGGGCCGCCAAGCCCUUACCAGCAACGGUUGCCGGGGCCGGGGAUCCAUUCGACGUCGCAUAAUACAUCGCCGCCACCGCCUCCUCCGCCCUCACUCCCUCGACAUUUGAACAGCCAAAGCGGUCAGGACUCGCAUAGCCAGGAUUCGGCUCGGGUCCCACAGCAACAGAAUGAGAGGGAACGAAGCCUUAGCGUGAGUCCAAAAACGCGAGUCCCCAGUUUGCCAAGCAGCUCCGGGCGCCCUGGCACCUCGGUUUCGGAGCCUGAGCCGCGUCCCAAUCAAGCCCCGCCCGCUCCGACAAUGAUUGAGCGCGCUGCUACGCCCGCCAAGCGGAAAUUAGAUGACCGGGAGCUGCGACCAGACGAGCUAGAAAAGCGAGAAACACGACCGCCUCCAUUCGAGAACCAAAACGGACGCGCGGCUGCUCCCGACGCAGACGCUUCGGCGCAGCGUCCGGCCAUGCCGACCAAGACCACGAAGAAGAGAACGGUAUACCGGACGAUUCCACCAUGGGCACAGUCGCUCAAAGAUCGAGCACCGGCUCAUCCGAACCGCGUCCUCUAUCAGCCUAUUCCACAUACAGGCCCGCACAUUAACGGCAAAGCAGACCGACCAUUUGCCAGGCCGGAACGCAUGCAAAGCCGGCACGCCUCUCCGGAAGAGAAACGCGCCGCGGGCCCCAUCACGCCAGCACCCAGCAUUCCGCCGGAUGCCGGAAUCCAAUGGGGCCUGUUAGGGCCAUGGGAGGCAAGUAUCACCAAUUCUGUUCCGCAGGAACAGUUCAGCAAGGCAAUCGCCGAUUUCUUAUUCCAAUACGUCAUCCUCAACGAGGACAUGGGAGAGAUCCAAAGCCGGGGCGUCAAGUUCGAAGUAGAAGCCAAGCUGGGGAUGCUGAUCGACAAGGACACCAACAAACGAGUGAGGCUGCCAGUGCAGUCUGAGUGCGUGCUGAGCGACGGUGGCAACUGGCUCGGGUUCCGGUCCAGCAUGACGGAGCAUCAGCACAAGUCGUUCAACGAGUUCCUCAAUUUCCUCGUUCAGCAGACGCACCCGGCAAAUAAGGCCAACGCCGCCCUGCCCCGGCCGCGGCUGCCCAUCGACUAUCGCCACCGCCACGAGGUCGACAGGUUCUUUGAGCUGCCCGCCUCCGUGCGCGACCGUCUCUUGCCGGUGUGCGUCGCCAAGCCCAUCGCCUCCCGGGGCCACGGCGCCAAGGUCCGCGUGACCUACGACCAGAAGACGAACAAGGUCAUCGGCAAGAUCGUCAAGGCGCGCAUCGCCGACAUGAGCUUGCAUUUUCCCGACCUGCCCCUCGACUGCCGCAUCAGUAUCAACCUUGAGAUGGACUGGGACGGCACGGUCGAGGAGCUGGAGCGGAUGGCGAGCUCGACGGGGCGCCCUCCCACGCCGGCCAGGAUGAAGGACCGGUUGAGCUACAAGCACGGGUGUUACCAGAUUGAUUUGACCCAAGUCACGCAGAACGUGACUGGAGUGGGAAAUACCCAGCGCACGGAGAAGGAGCACGAGCUUGAGGUAGAAGUCGACCCGGCCCCCAUUAUUGAGCAGGGACGGAGGGCCAUGGAGGGCCAACCACAUCAGUACGUGGAUGUGGUGGACGGGCUGGUCAACAACAUAAGGAUAUUGGCACGAAAGGCAAGGGAAUUUGGUGCAUAGGAGGCAGCGCUGCCCCUCUAGUCAUCGUGACUGUUGAAAGAGGGGAAACCUGUACAACAUUAAAACUUCGGGGAGAAGCGGCUGGAGUCGUGUUUCGUUUCCCUCCCGUGUUUGUGGAACAUUUUCUGAGACUCGGCCUGUUAGGGCCGGGACCUUUGCUCUUUUAUUUCUGUCUUUAUCGUCGUUUCUUGUUCCUCAGCGUCUUUAGAUACCAUCUAGUUCUUGUUCUGGGACGGACAGAAAGAGCUUGGGAGCGCGGUAAAAACAAAGGGCGCUGCGAACGGAACGAAAUGCACUGAUUCAGGGUCUUCGGUAUGGGAUGAUGGCGAAUCGCCUUCGGUUUCUGUGUAAGGACUGGUAAACUUGUGAGAUAAUUAUGCCCAUCUGAUGUUAUAGUACUUUAUGCGGGGAGGUCUUUCCGCUUAUAAUU
Molecule: messenger RNA, 2923 nt
Organism: Thermothelomyces thermophilus ATCC 42464
Lineage: Eukaryota; Fungi; Ascomycota; Sordariomycetes; Sordariales; Chaetomiaceae
Exons: 2
Coding region: 1-2493 (830 amino acids)
Biological process (GO): polynucleotide 5' dephosphorylation; 7-methylguanosine mRNA capping
Cellular component (GO): mRNA capping enzyme complex
Molecular function (GO): polynucleotide 5'-phosphatase activity
Source: RefSeq, a predicted model, not a curated record